UUGGAUUUCUGAAAGGGCUGCAGGGGAUCCCGAACUAAUCUCUGACAGGGUCUCCUUAGGAUUCACGGGGGGUUACCCCUUUUUCCCUUGCCAUUCCGGUCUCGUUUUUCAGACUUCCUUGAUCCUCCCCAGGGUCCUUUUGAGGCACCUCAGUCCGUAGCUGUGCCCUGAGGUUUAAGGUUGGGUAGGAGAUCGUCAUUCUGGGACCACCCUGGUGUUCUCCGCGUUAGAGGUGUUUGAUUUCUUCAAAGCAUUUGUCCAGUCAGACAUUUAAAAAUGACAUCCAAAGAAGAAAUAAUGAGUGACCAGCGGUUUAGGAGGGUUACAAAGGACCCAAGAUUUUGGGAAAUGCCAGAAAAGGAUCGAAAAGUCAAAAUUGACAAGAGAUUUCGAGCAAUGUUUCAUGACAAAAGGUUCAAGUUGAAUUAUGCUGUGGAUAAAAGAGGACGCCCCAUCAACCACAGCACUACAGAGGACUUGAAGCGUUUUUAUGACCUUUCAGAUUCUGAUUCAGAUCUAUCUUAUGAAGAUGAUAAAGCAUUGAACCAAAAGAAAAGGAAGAAGAAAAAACCCCAGACUAACAACAAAAUAGAAUCAAAAAAUCUAGUUGAAGAGAAAAAGAAAGAAAGCAAAAAAAUUAGUCAAAAGGAUUCUGGAGAUAAAAAUGAUUUGGAUAACUCUGACAGAAUUCAGAAAAUGGAAAAGUCAUGCAAAUCUAAGAAGGUAGAUUCAAAAAUAAGUUCUAAGAAAAACAGAGAAGAAUUUACACAGAAAAGUACAACAGGGAAAAAAAACAUUGUUCAACAUAGUACAGACUCAUGUCCCAAAGGAAAAGUAGACUUGGGCGUCUCUGAAAUUGUGAAAUCUCCCAAGCUCCAGUACUCUAAGACAAGAAGAGAAAUGCUAUCAGUGGUUUCGCUAAUGGCAAGAGACAGUGAUGGUUAUGAAAACUCGACAGGUGGUAAGAGGCUUGACAAAGAUGCUCUGGAGGAAGAAUCAGAAAGUGCUAGUGAAAUAGGUGAUGAAGAAUCUGAAGAUGAAAUUACAGGCAUUGGUAGAAGUUCAACUGAUGAUGAUGAUGAUGAUGAUGAUGAUGUUGAUGGAAAUGAAAAUGAUGAGGAGGAGGAUGAAGAUGAGGAGAGUGAGAAUGAUGAUGAAAGUGACAGUGGUCCUGAUCUUGCAAGGGGUAAAGGAAAUAUAGAAACUAGUUCUGAAGAUGAAGAAGAUAUGGCAGAUUUACUGCCAGAGGACUCUGGUUUUGAGCAUGCUUGGAGAGAAUUAGAUAAAGAUGCUCCUCGGGCUGAUGAGAUUACACGUCGAUUAGCUGUUUGCAACAUGGACUGGGACAGAUUAAAGGCAAAAGAUUUGCUGGCUUUGUUUAAUUCAUUUAAACCUAAAGGAGGUGUUAUAUUUUCUGUAAAGAUAUAUCCUUCAGAAUUUGGAAAGGAGAGGAUGAAGGAAGAGCAAGUUCAAGGACCAGUAGAGUUAUUAAGUAUACCUGAAGAUGCCCCUGAAAAGGACUGGACUUCUAGAGAAAAACUGAGAGAUUAUCAAUUCAAACGACUCAAGUACUAUUAUGCAGUAGUAGACUGUGAUUCCCCUGAAACAGCUGGCAAAAUUUAUGAGGAUUGUGACGGCCUGGAAUUUGAAAGUAGUUGUUCAUUCAUAGAUCUAAGGUUUAUACCAGAUGAUAUUACCUUUGAUGAUGAGCCCAAGGACAUAGCCUCAGAAGUGGAUUUAACAGCAUAUAAACCAAAAUAUUUCACAUCUGCUGCGAUGGGAACCUCAACGAUAGACUCUGCAGCAACUACCCAGUCUUCCCAUUGCCUUUUCUGUGACAGACCACUGUGCUCUUCUGAGGACAGGCUGAUGGUGGAAAUCACUUGGGAUGAGACUGAUCAUGAAAGAAUUACAACACUCAACAGGAAGUUUAAAAAGGAAGAGCUUUUGGACAUGGAUUUUCAAGCUUAUUUAGCUUCCUCUAGUGAAGAUGAAGAGGAGAUAGAAGAGGAGCUACGAGGUGAUGAUAAAGUCAAUAUGGAAGAAGAUGGGAAAACAAAGAAAAGUCAGAAGGAUGAUGAAGAACAAAUUGCUAAAUACAAACAGCUCUUGCAAGUUAUUCAAGAAAAAGAAAAGAAAGGCAAAGAAAAUGAUAUGGAAAUGGAAAUUAAGUGGGUUCCAGGUCUGAAAGAAAGUGCAGAAGAUAUGGUGAGAAACAAACUGGAAGGAAAAGAUAAACUGACCCCUUGGGAACAAUUUUUAGAGAAAAAGAAAGAGAAGAAAAGACUGAAAAAGAAACAAAAGGCUCUUGCUGAAGAGGCCAGUGAAGAUGAACUUCCCUCUGAUGUUGAUCUGAAUGACCCAUACUUUGCCGAAGAAAUUACAAAAAUAGGUAUAAAAGAAAAGAAAAAAUCAGUGAAAUCUACAAAAGAUGGCAUAUCUCCAGUGGAAGAAGCUGAAAUAGAAAGACAAAAGGCUGAAAUGGCUCUGCUCAUGAUGGACGAGGAGGAAGAGAGCAAGAAACACUUCAAUUAUAAUAAGAUUGUAGAGCACCAGAAUCUAAGCAAAAAGAAGAAAAAACUGCUGAUGAAAAAGAAGGAAUUAUUAGAGGAUGACUUUGAGGUAAAUGUUAAGGAUGCACGGUUUCAGGCAAUGUAUACUUCCCACUUGUUCAAUUUGGAUCCUUCAGAUCCUAAUUUCAAGAAAACAAAAGCUAUGGAAAAAAUCCUUGAGGAGAAAGCCCGGCAGAGAGAACAAAAAGAACAAGAACUUACUCAGGCAAUAAAGAAAAAAGAGAGUGAAAUUCAAAAGGAAUCACAAAAGAGGUCCAUUGAUCCUGCCUUGUCAAUGUUGAUUAAAUCUGUAAAAAACAAAACAGAGCAGUUUCAAGCAAGAAAAAAACAAAAAGUCAAAUAGCUGUUUGUUGUUUCUUUUUGGAUUGAGAAUGUGUUCUCCUAAAGUGUACUGAAGUGAUAGAGGGAAUAUUUAUUGGGAACAAAGCUUUCUUUCAAGAAUAUGAAUAAAAUCUUAUUCUGACAGUUGUAAAAUUUCUUCCCCUAUACAACAGUUUGACUUAAUUGUGGAUGAUUGACAUAUUUGUUCUGUAUGUUUCCACAGAUUAAUCAUAAUUAAUUAAACUGAAAUACAAGAUUUAUAAAAUUUUUGUAUUUUAUGAAAUUGAGUCAUACUAGUAGAAAAUUACUCUUGUCCUAAUUUUUUAAAAGAUUAUUUACAAUUCUAUAUAAAAAUAGAGAAGUGCCCAGUUGUUAAGUCUGAAUAAGAGUUAGGAACAAUUUGAAAAUAUGUAGAUUCAAUAUGUUAAUUUCUCUGGAAAAGGAGGCAGAUUUAGGUAUCUAUGUAAAUUUAUUUUUCUGGCCAUAAUGGAUAGAAGCCAAUAACUUCAUUGUUUGUUCAUGUUUAUUAUAGUUUGUUUAUGAAAUUAAUUUGUAAAUAAAAGUAUAAAAUAUUUUUAUUA
Messenger RNA from Neofelis nebulosa (Clouded leopard), 3475 nucleotides. RefSeq names its product ESF1 nucleolar pre-rRNA processing protein homolog (gene ESF1). Bases 277 to 2916 code for a protein of 879 amino acids. The record is from RefSeq and is a predicted model, not a curated record. Lineage: Eukaryota; Metazoa; Chordata; Mammalia; Carnivora; Felidae. Gene Ontology annotation, biological process: rRNA processing. The transcript is spliced from 15 exons. Gene Ontology annotation, molecular function: RNA binding. Gene Ontology annotation, cellular component: nucleus.